This is a messenger RNA of Pieris macdunnoughi, 1320 nucleotides long. The record is from the annotation of a GenBank genome assembly. NCBI's taxonomy places the organism in Eukaryota, Metazoa, Arthropoda, Insecta, Lepidoptera, Pieridae.
AUGCCGGAGACGCGCGAGUGCGUAGUCCACGGCGCCACCAACGUCUUCACCACUGUGCACGCCAUGGACAUGAAGAUACUGCAUAUCGAUACCAAUAGUGAAUGGCACCUGGGAUGGGACCGCAGCGCGCUGCAUGGAGUUAGCUGGUACCACCUUUUACAUCCUGAUUGCUGUAAGGAGGCUCAGACAAAGCAUAGACUAAUUACACAAUCAGAGCAAGAAAGAUCGUGCAUAGCGUUGCUCCGGCUGCAGCGGAGGUGUGGUCAGUUCCUCUGGGUCCAUGCUGUGCUGCAGCUCAAAGAUAAUUUGGAGAAUUCUCAACGGCCAGUUAUUGUGUGCACGAAUCAAGUAUUAAGCGAACAGGAAGCAACAGUGAUGAAAGCAAACCCUUGGCUAUACCAUUACUAUGCAGUACAAUCGAAGUUACAUUACGGCUUGGCCUAUGAAGCAGCAACAAGGAUGUAUGGCCCUCCACCACCAGACAUACAAGUGUAUCCGCCGACUAUGCAAUAUGCCCCAACUCCACCAGUCUGCAUAAAUGGGAAUCAACCAGUUAUGAUGCCAAACUCAACUCUUCAACCCCAUUUGACACACGUACCACCUCACUUAGCACCAAUUCAUUAUGCUUAUGAGAGAACAGAUAACGGACCUGUAGAUUACUCCGUCUCUCUCCAAGACAGCAGAUUCUCGAAUAUAGGAAUUGAAGAUACAAGACUACAGCCCAACGUUAAAAAGAAAGGCAAGUCGGAAGAGAAGCCUAAUACACCUAUUCCUAUUCUAUCUCCACGUUUUGUAAAUAGUUCUGGUGGGGAUACAUUAGUAGCAGUCGCUGGAGCGAUUGCUAAUCGUAGACCAGGUUCAAAAAACUUUACAUCCGAAACGGAGAUGGUAGACCAAUGGAAUCCAAGUCCUACUUGGUCGGAAUCUGCAGUACAGAAAGUUCCCGAUGUCUGUCAUCAAGACUUAAGUCCUUAUGUCACUACAACACCUCCAACACCAUCUGGGACCCCGUCAGCGUAUACUCAUAAUUAUAGCCAUACUUUUGUGUUUGACUGGUCGCCAGAACAAUAUGUUCCUCACACUAACAAUAGAUGUAGCACAAUAACUUCUGAAAGUUCCUAUCAGCAAACAUGGAGAAACGAAAGAUCAUUUGCAAAUACAGAAGGAGUAAUUGAAGAUAGCUGUAGUCCUAAUAGAUUAAGCUUAACAAUGAGAGUUAGCAGGACUCCACCUGAAUUACCCACAGAAGGGGAGAUAUUGAGGAGACAUAUCGAUGAACCACAUGCAGAUUCGCCAGAUGCCAAAAAGCCGGCAUUAUAA